Molecule: messenger RNA, 1550 nt
Organism: Prorocentrum cordatum
Lineage: Eukaryota; Dinophyceae; Prorocentrales; Prorocentraceae
Source: the annotation of a GenBank genome assembly
AGCCAUUUUGGCUCAAGCACAUGCUUGAGGUGUGGCCACAGGGCUGCUCUUGCGGCCCCCCUGCGUCUGUCUUCUCUCGGUUCUUGGCCACUGCGAUCCUGUGCCACGGUCUCUGCCGCGCGCCUCGCGUGGGCGAUCAUGGAACUUGAGGCCGGGCGGCAAGCUUCCGCUCGUGUGUGCACACCUGCCAGGACAAGCUGGUCGUACAAGUCGAUCUGCUGCCGAUGUACCCCCCUGCGGUCCGCAACGGCCUGAUCGUCGGCAUGCUGCGCAGGAUUUUGGGAGACCUCGACAGUGCGAUUGUUGUCGACCAUGGCCACAGGGACUCCAGGGGUGUCUCGCACUUCAGUAUUGUUGCGGUACCCCUUCCUGCUCAUGCUGCUGUGGAUGUUCCUCCCCAUGCUCCUGAUGGUGGUGAUGACCUUCCUGGAGUUGCCGAUCCUGCUGUUUGGGUUUUCGCUGCUCUCGAUCGUCGGGGUCAUCCAGGGGCUGAUCCUAGUGGCGGAAACGGUCCUCGCGGAGUCCUUCCUGCAGCUGCUAUUCACGGUGAUGGUGCUCCUGAUGAAGGUUCCGGGGCUGAUUGCCAGGUUGAAGAAGAUGCUGGUGUUCGAGAUGAUGUUCGUGCUAUCGAUCUUCGUGCUCUCCCUUCUGACCGUGGUGCUGGUGACGACCUUCUUGGAGGUGCAGACGAUCGGGCUUGGUAUGAUCUUCGUGGAGGUGCUGGUGCCGUCCGUCGAGGAGACGACUCUCAUCGUGCUGCUGCCGACUGUCGUGCUAGUGACGACGAUGGUGCGGAUGGUGUUCAUCGUACUAGGGCCAACUCUCGUGGACCAGAUUUCUGUGCCGGAGCCGAACUUCGUGGAGCUGCUGCCGAUCGUGAUCUUGCUGAAGUUCGCGCUUAUGCCGUACUUCGGGAAGGUUCUGGUGCCGACCUCCCUGGUGACGGCGGUCAACGUGCUACUGCUGAACAUCGUGAUGAUGAUGCCCUUCUUCGAGGUGCUGACGAUCGUGUGGGGUCCGAUCUUCGUGGAGGUGCUGGAUUCGACCGUAGUGGAGACGAGGUUCAUCGUGCUGCUGUUGACCUUCGUGCUGGUGGCGACUUCCGUGGAGACGGUGCUGACACUGCGGAGGCCCUCGGUGGUGGUACUGUUUCUGACGACGCCGUUCGGCAUCAUGUAUGUGUUGAGGCCGUUCUUUCUUCCGUAGGCGUUGCCACUCUGACCUCGCCGCCGCCUCACGAACAAGCCCGUGGCGACGACAGGGAGAACCAUGUUGAUAUGGCUGAGCAGGCUUCUUCCUCCCUCGCUGCUUCUCUUGAGAUUUCAGCUUUUCCGUCGAUGGAAGAGCCUGCUUCCGCGACUACGCCCGAGGAUGCAGUGGGCCAGCCUUCUUCUCUGCAUGUCGAGGUUCGGAACGCGAUAUUCCGCAAUAUUGUGGAGUUGCGAGCCCAACUAGCAAGGAUCGACUCCCAGAGACGCGAGCUGUUUUCUUUUCUAGCCAAGCCUGGAGGAGGUGAGGACCUUCGCGGACAGUCUCGAACUGCUUUGGGC